Molecule: messenger RNA, 1177 nt
Organism: Acanthoscelides obtectus
Lineage: Eukaryota; Metazoa; Arthropoda; Insecta; Coleoptera; Chrysomelidae
Source: the annotation of a GenBank genome assembly
CUUAUCUACCGGCCGACAUGUUCUAUAUUUUUGCUGCAAUAUUUUGUGUUUCCAAGGUAGUUUGUAUGAACGAGAUGUCGGAAGAGAGCUGCGAGACGUUACCGUCCGAGAUACACAUAACGAAGGAGGAAUAUGAUGAGCUGGGACGAUUGGUCAGAACUUGCAAUGGAGAGAUAGCUGUAAACAAAUGUGAAGGGUCAUGCAAAAGUCAGGUCCAACCCUCUGUGAUAACACCUACAGGAUUUUUGAAGGAGUGUUACUGUUGCCGAGAAAGCUUCCUCAGAGAAAGAGUAAUAACACUGACACAUUGCUAUGAUCCAGACGGAAUGAGACUGACAAAUGAAGGCAACAACGCCAUGGAUGUCAAACUAAGAGAACCGUCAGAUUGUAAAUGUUAUAAGUGCGGUGAUUUUAGCCGCCGUUGAACAAUUUAAGUACCUACAUUUUUAAAAUUCAACGGAGCUUUUUUCAUAAUUUCGUAGCCUGCAGGGUUUCGCACUAUGAAAUGAGGACCUUGCAUACAAUUGUGAUUGCGAUAUAAUCGUUGUAUCGUCAUUCAAAUACAUACUUAGCAGUGUCAGAUUUCAUGAAACCAAGAGCUCAUACUCCAACAUAAAAAUAUGCAAGUCCAUGAUAUCUUUCAUGGAUUCUUGAGAAUGAAAUUUUUAUUGAUUUAACACCAAGACGUUGGCCAAAAUUUGUCAUUAACCUAUGCUUAUAAUCAUAACUGAAAUUUGGAUGUAAAAACUAUAUAUUGCUUUAUAAAUACCACGCUUUUUGUUGGACCAGUGGGUGGUUCAUAAGUUAUGGGCAAUGCAGAUAUUUUUCUACCACUCUUCGUAUCUAUCACUCGUGCGGCAUGAAUUUUGACGAAAAUAAUACACAAUUGUGUCUGCUUUAUUUAAUGUUAAUUGUAAGAAGUGAGCACUUACCACAUAAACAUUAAUCCAUAGGCAAGUUGAACCUCUUGUGCAAUUCCGCUAUUGUUACAUGUUCAGCAUCUGCUACAUACCCCAGAACCACCUACAAAAGCAUUUAAGGACCAUCAAAGUAAGGUGUGAAUUAUUAAUAGCAGCACCGAUAUUUGGUACAAUAACAAUUUGUAUAUUGAAGUGUGAACGUUUUUUCAAAUAUAUUGUCUAGUCACUACUGAACUUUUGGUGUAAUUAUUUAUCGC